Cherax quadricarinatus is the source of this 3906-nucleotide messenger RNA. RefSeq lists its product as uncharacterized. Lineage: Eukaryota; Metazoa; Arthropoda; Malacostraca; Decapoda; Parastacidae. The record is from RefSeq and is a predicted model, not a curated record. Gene Ontology annotation, molecular function: protein binding; mRNA binding. Gene Ontology annotation, cellular component: nucleus. Gene Ontology annotation, biological process: miRNA processing.
GAAUGUUAAGAUGGUGUGGUUGUUUACCUGGAGGAGCAGCAACAGUGGCAGUCCAUGUUGUUAUUAUCCUCUCUUACACCUCAUAAUGGGCAAGAAUAAGAGAGAUUACCAAGUAGAUGAGAUGGAGUCGUAUGGGUACACAAGUAACUCGAGUCAUAGUUCUUCAAGUAGCAGCAGCAGCGGUUCUGGGUCCAGUGACAGUGAAAACAGUACCAGCACUGAAAGAGAGAGAAAAAAGAAGAGAGUGAAAAAGAAAGGCUCCAAGCCUAAAAAAGAGAAAAGAUUAAAAAAAAGUACAAGUGGUGGAAGUGAGGAUGAGGAAACAGAAAAUGAUGAUACCAGAGAAAAAAAGAAGAGAACGAAGCAUGCGAAACACAGAAGUGAAGUAGAUGAAAGGUACACAGAUGAUUAUGAAGCUAGAGAUGACCGAAAGCAUCAUAAUAGUCGGAAACACAAACAUCAUCGCAAGCACAAACACAAACAUCGACACCACAAACACCAUCGCAGUGAAGAGCGGCAAGAGAGAAGGAGAGAAGGAUCUGUAGAGAGAACUGAAGUGAGAAGAGGAAGAGAUGGUGAAGAAAGAAAAUAUAAAGAUAGGCUGGAAUAUGACAAAUCAGAAAGGGAGAGGAGAGUGGACAAAGGUACUGAAAGAAAAGAUAAGAGAGAAGAAAGAAAACAGAAAGAUAGAUAUGAGAGCAGGCAGGUGAAAAGCAAGUGGGAUGAGGAGGAUGAUACUCAGUAUGAUGCUAACAAGCACAUCAAAGUAGAAAUGGACUUGGAUGAAGAUACUAGUAGAGAGCAGACCAGCAAGAGAUCAGAUGAUGACCGUAGGAAGCACAAAAUUAAGAAAGAAACUGGAAGAAGCCGCCAAGAAACUGACAGGGAACAGAUGUCUCAGAAUGGCCGGCCAGAUUGGGGAACGAAAAAUGAUGUAAAGAAUUUAAAGGAAGAAAAUUCAGCAUCUGAAGAGGACAAGCAAAAGAAUAAGCCUAAUAUGGGACUUUCUGGGAAGUUGACUGAAGAUGCCAACACUUUUAAUGGUGUGGUUAUCAAAUAUUCUCAACCACCCGAGGCCAGGAAACCCAAACGUCGCUGGAGAUGGUAUAUAUUCAAAGGUGAAGAGGACCUUCCAUUUCUUCCACUACACCGUCAGAGUGCUUACCUUAUUGGCCGUGAUCGCAAGGUGGCAGACAUUCCAACCGACCACCCGUCCUGCUCUAAACAACACGCCGUCCUGCAGUACCGACUUGUUGCAUAUAAUAGAGAAGAUGGAACCAAAGGUCGAACUGUCAAGCCAUAUAUUCUAGACCUCGAAUCAGCCAAUGGAACCUAUCUCAAUAACCGUAGAAUCGAGUCCCGCCGAUUUGUAGAGUUGCUGGAAAAAGAUGUUGUCAAGUUUGGUUACAGCUCUAGAGAAUAUAUUUUAUUGCACGAGGGCUCCAAGGGUGACGAAGAACACGUGCCAGACACAGGUGUAGAGCUUAGUCCGGUCUCCAUUCUCAGAAGCUAGUAAAGUGAAUUAAGCUAAACAAUUCAAGUGUGGAAAAAGACACUUAGGUACAGCUCAAAACAUUUAUUAGAGACAAGGUUUUGUCAUGAGUGGCUCCUUCAGUCCUGAUGAUGAAGUUACCUGUAGUGAAGCAUUUCCUCUAAUAAAUGUCCUAAACUGUUAUGUACAGUUCAAGGCAUUUAUUAGAGGAAAUGUUUCACUACAGGUAACUUCAUCAUCAGGAUUGAAGAAGCCACUUGUGAGACAUUUCCCCUAAUAUGUCCUGAACUGUACAUAACAGCUCCGGACAUUUACUAGUGGAAAUGUUGCAACACAGGUAACUUCAUCAUCAGGACUGAAGAAGCCACUCAAGACAAGACCUUUCCUCUAAUAAAUGUCUUGAACUAUACACAAGUAUCUUUUUCCACAUCUUGAUGGUAUCACCAGACCAUUUUUCACAAUUCAAGUCUCAAGAGUUGAGGAACCUUGUAAAUAUUGAACAGUUUUUAUUCCUUGGCUUCAUGGAUAAUUACUUCUGUAUUUUCUACAUAUCCUGUCAGAGUUAGGAAGAUGUAUGUGAAACACUCCUCAUGUUUUUAUAAUAAUUGUGAUGACAGUUACAGAUGAAGCUAGUUUUUGCAAGUAAUUAACUAAUAAAGAGUUGUUAAGUCCACAAAUGUCGGGAUUCAUACCAUUGAUUACUGCAGAUAAGUUGUCAUUCAUUGCUUCAUUAAUUAGGUUAGGUGUGUGUGUGUGUGCAUGCGUGCACAUGCACGUGCACUCGCCUAUUUGUGGUUGCAGGGGUCAAGUCAUAGCUCCUGGCCUCACCUCUUCACUGACUGCUACUAGGUCCUCUCUCCCUGCUCCAUGAGCUUUAUCAAAUCUCGUCUUAAAACUGUGUAUGGUUCCUGCCUCCACUGCGUCACUUCCCAGACUAUUAAACUUCCUGACAACUCUGUGACUGAAGAAACACUUCCUAACAUCCCUGUGAUUCAUCUGAAUCUUCAACUUUCAAUUGUGACCUCUUGUUGCUAUGUCCCAUCUCUGGAACAUCCUGUCUCUGUCCACCUUGUCGAUUCCUCUCAGUAUUUUAUGUCAUUAUCAUAUCUCCCCUAUCUCUCCUGUCCUCCAGUGUGAUCAGGUCGAUUUCCCUUAACCUCUUCUCGUAAGACAUACCCCUUAGCUCCAGGACUGGUCUUGUUACAAACCUUUGCACUUUCUCUAAUUUCCUUACUAGGUGUGGGUUCCAAACUAGUGCUGCAUCCAAUAUAGGCCUAACUUACAUGGUGUACAGGGUCGUGUGUGUUGUGUGUGUGUGUGUGUGUUGUGUGGGUGUGUUGUGUGUAUUAUGUGGGUGUUGUGUGUAUUAUGUGGGUGUUGUGUGUGUGUGUGCACGUGUGUAUGUGUGUGUGUGUAUGUAUGUGUACUCACCUGUUUGUUUUUGCAGGGAUUGAGUCAUAGCUCCUGGCCCCGCUCCUUCACUGAGCACUAGUAGGUCCUCUCUCCCUGCUCCAUGAGCAUUAUCAAAUCUCAUCUUAAAACUAUGUAUGGUUCCUGCCUCCACUGCGUCACUUCCCAGACUAUUCCACUUCCUGACAACUCUAUGGCUAAAGAAAUACUUGCUAAUAUCCUUUUGGCUGUAAUUGUUUUACAUGAUGGUAGGAUUGCUGGUGUCCUUUUUUCUGUUUCAUAAACAUGCAAGAUUUCAGGUACGUCUUGCUACUUCUACUUACACUUAGGUCACACUACACAUACAUGUACAAGCAUAUAUAUACAUACCCCUCUGAGUUUUCUUCUAUUUUCUUUCUAGUUCUUUUUCUUGUCUAUUUCCUCUUAUCUCCAUGGGGAAGUGGAACAGAAUUCUUCCUCCGUAAGCCAUGUGUGUCAUAAGAGGUGACUAAAAUGCCAGGAGCAAGGGGCUAGUAGCCCCUUCUUCUGUAUAUAUUACUAAAUUUAAAAGGCGAAACUUUCGUUUUUCCUUUUGGGCCACCCCACCUCAGUGGGAUACGGCUGGUACGUUGAAAGAAGAUGAUGAUCCUUUUGGCUCGUCUGAGUCUUCAACUUUGAAUUGUGACCCAUUGUUCCUGUGUCCCAUCUCUGGAACAUCCUGUCUCUGUCCAUCUUGUCAAUUCCUUGUGGUAUUUUGUAUGUCAUUACCAUGUCUCCCCUAACCCUCCUGUCCUCCAGUGUUUUCAGGCCAAUUUCCCUUAACCUUUCUUUGUAGGACAUUUCCUUUAGCUCUGGAACUAGUCUUGUUGCAAACCUUUACACUUUGUCUAAUUUCUUGACGUGCUUGACCAGGUGUGGGUUCUAAACUAGUGCUGCAUACCCUGGUAUGGGCCCAAUGUACACAGUGUACAAUCUUGAACGAUUCCUUACUUUGUGUGGGUGUGGGUAUGUGUGUGUGGGGGGGA